AUGAUUACUCCUAAUAUACGUUUUUGGCCUUUAGUAGCAGCAGUUGGUGUUAGUUUUGUUGGCUACUGUGUGUAUUUCGAUCGAAAACGACGAAGUGCACCUGAUUUUCAUGAAAAACUAAAAGCUAAACGACUACAAAAAAAACAAAAACCACAACAAACUGGUGGUACCAGUAGUUUUAACAAAACAGAUGAUGCUGAAGAAAUGCGUCAUUAUUUUCUUGAACAAAUUCAACUAGGUGAAGAUUGUUUAACGCGUGGUGAUAUCGAUACUGGUCUCAAUUGUCUGGCAAAAGCUAUUCUUGCUUGUAGUCAACCUCAAAGUCUAAUGGCCUUCUUUCAACAAUCAUUACCGCUUGAAUUGUUCCAAGAGUUGAUCACACGUAUACCAAAAAUUGCUCAAUCAAUGGAAAAUUCCGCUGCAUUCUCGGCCGCUUUAGGUAGUGGUUCUUUGCCUGAAGUAGACCUUGAAUAA
Messenger RNA from Rotaria socialis, 474 nucleotides. NCBI's taxonomy places the organism in Eukaryota, Metazoa, Rotifera, Eurotatoria, Philodinida, Philodinidae. The record is from the annotation of a GenBank genome assembly.